This is a messenger RNA of Rotaria sp. Silwood1, 696 nucleotides long. Lineage: Eukaryota; Metazoa; Rotifera; Eurotatoria; Philodinida; Philodinidae. The record is from the annotation of a GenBank genome assembly.
AUGAUGAAUGAACUUAAAAGAAGUCAAAUAAAUAAGGAAGCUCAUGAUUUUCUUGUUAAACUUGAUUAUCCAUUCAGUAAUGAUGAAGAAUUAAAUCCAACAAUUGUUUUUCUUCGUACACCAAAUGAUUUUAAAUCAAUUAUUGAAAAUAUAUCAAAAGAAUUUCUUGUUGAUUCUGAUCAUUUUCAAGCUGGUGAUCAAUUUCUUGUUGCAUUUGUUAAUAAUCAAAAUGAAAUUAAUAAAACAAUAACACGUUAUGCACAUCGUAUUAGUGAAAAUGGAAAAUUUUGGUUUGUAACAAAUCAACAUUAUUUAUUAGAUGAUGAAAAUAAUUUUCUUACACUUAUCAAUUCACAAUUCAAAUCAACACAACCAUUAAUUCAACUUAGAAAUAAUUAUUACGCAAAAUUAUUUCAAUUAAAAGAUAAUAUAACAAAUAUUGCAAAUGUAGAACAUUAUCGAACACGAAAACGUGAAGCAAUGCGACAAAAUAUGAAUGAUGAAAAACAAAAUUCAAUACGAUUAUCUUCAAGAACAGAGAAAAAUAUUCUUAAAUAUUUUGCAAAUAAUGAUCAAUCAUUAAAAACAAAUCUUAUUGAAAAUGAAUUAAAACAUAUACCGAAGGGAAGUAAUAAUUUAAAUCUUAUACAACCAAAACAUAAUCUUACUAAUAUUUUAAUAAAAAAAAAAUCUUAA